AUGAUUAAAAGGAACGGCGAUAAUGUAUUUGCGAUCGCGUCGAGCAACAACCAGUGUCAGAGCGCGCGGAGCGCCGUCUCGCUCUGUCCCAGCGUCGCGGCCACGAGGAUCCCGCGAGCCACUGCCGUCAGGAUGACGCCGCCCGAUGCGCCCCAACACACCAAGGAAGCUAACAUCGCGCUCUCUACUUACGUCGAAAAGUGGAAAAACAGAUACGAGGAGGCUGAGAGGAAGCACAAGACGUACCUCCUCAAGUCCGAAAAAGGUCGGUACUACACAAUUCAAAUAGGAAAUCUUUAG
Molecule: messenger RNA, 300 nt
Organism: Parnassius apollo (apollo)
Lineage: Eukaryota; Metazoa; Arthropoda; Insecta; Lepidoptera; Papilionidae
Source: the annotation of a GenBank genome assembly